This is a messenger RNA of Leptopilina boulardi, 1180 nucleotides long. Its product is annotated as metallo-beta-lactamase domain-containing protein 1. The transcript is spliced from 5 exons. The record is from RefSeq and is a predicted model, not a curated record. Lineage: Eukaryota; Metazoa; Arthropoda; Insecta; Hymenoptera; Figitidae. Bases 200 to 820 code for a protein of 206 amino acids.
UGAUAUGAAAAAUGUUGAUUUUCGAACAUAACCUCUCUAGUCGUACAGUGCAUAAUAAUCACAGCUCACAGCUGUCAUAAAAUAUUGUUUCUUAAUCAUUUACCAGAACAAGUACAUCAUAAAUACAGUUUAUCAGUAUAAAAUUGAGAAAAUAAUAUUCACAUAAAGGUCGGUUGAUUAUCUUCAUUAAAAUUCAAUAAUGUGUGAAGUAAUCGUAUUAUUCGACGGAUAUUCCAAAUACGAGGAUGACGUAAUGGAAGCCAACUGCAGUUGUACAUUAAUUAAGGGACCAAAAACAAUAAUUGUCGAUACAAUGACUGCCUGGGACAAAGACCGAUUAAUUGAAGCUUUGGCACAAAAUGGUGUACAACCAGAAGAAAUAGACUGCGUCGUUUGUACUCAUGGUCACGCUGAUCAUAUUGGAAACAACAAUUUAUUUACUAAUGCAGAGCAUAUUGUUGGUUGCUCCGUUCAUCGGCGGACAAAAUUUUAUAAAGAUCUCAGAAAAGAAGAUUAUCAUCCCUGUGAAGGAGUAAAAAUUACAGCAACUCCUGGACACACUGGAGAGGAUGUAACGGUAUUAGUCAACACAAAAAAUAAUGGACGUGUUGCAAUAACAGGAGAUCUAUUUGAAAAAGAAGAAGAUAUCGCGGAUCCUUCAAUUUGGAAAGAACAAUGUGCUUCAGAAUAUCUCCAGAACCUGCAGGCAAAAAUGCGUUGGUUAAUAAUAAAUACGUCGGACUUUAUUGUUCCUGGACACGGUCCAAUGUUUCGUGUAACGGAAUCUAUGAAAAAGCUAGUCGAGUGUCCAGGUGUGUAAGAGACAUGUAAACAAAGGAACAAAUAUCUUUAUUUUUUAUAUGAAUUUAAAUCAAAUUUAUUCAGUCUUUUCUAAAAAUUUUACGGUUUGACUGAAUUGCACAAGGGUACGAAUGAUACUUAAAUUUUAUAUUUAAAAAAAAUAUAUAUAUAUAUAAUAUAUAAAUGCAAAUAUAUUUACAAAGAUUUUUAUUAAACACUGCAUCGAUUAUCGUGUAUCACAAUAUUAUUGCUAAUUUAUGAUUACAGUAUAUUAUUUGUAUAUAUUAGUUCAUGUAUCUAUGUAUAUGACAAAAACAUUCGCUGCAAGGAGUACAAACUCCUUUUGGCAUUAUAAUAAAAAAAAUUAAUUUAUAAGUUA